GAAAUCUUGAAAGCAGUAAAAUCUUGAAUCCAAAUCCCAAAUUCCUGCACAGUGGAUAGGAUGGGUAAGUUUGAGAUUUUGCAUGUCUCUCAUUGUUCUUGGAGUCUCGAGUCUUGACGGUUGGAGUCUCGAAUCUUGACGAAUUGAUGGUAGAUGAGCUCGGCCUUGUUCCCCUUCCCCACCCUGCGCUCUUCUCUCUGGUCUUCAAACCCCCUGGCCCUUGUGUUGAUGGGGACCUGAAUCGGAGCAACCGGCAUUCUUCAGCGUGAUCCGGUAGCCUUCGGUGAGGAAAGAUAACCACGCUAUUCUAUUCGUCCCAACUCCUCAUCUUCUACCCAUCUCAUAGAGAGAGUGGUUUUGCGUUCUCGGGCUCUUCAAUUUUUUCCAGCACGAUGGAAUCAUCAGCAUGGAUCGGUCGAUUGCUCGCUGAUUCGGUUACAGUGUGAAAAUUCACUUACUUGGACAAUGCUAUUGUAUCUUCAUAAAGUUGCAAAAUUCAACACAUUGGUGAUUAGUGGGUUCAGGAUUGAAUGAAUUGCCAGAACUUCAAUUGGUUAACUGCUUUGCACAUAUGAAUAUGGUUGGUGUUCGACUUUGAAGAUUAAAGUCCUGGUGCUGCAGAAAUUGAUGCUUGUUGAAUGCCGAUUUUUUAAGCUGUUUGGCCGUGUACUCCUCUGGUUUGUGGAAAGAAUAUGUGCCUCAUAUAAAGGAUCCGCGCAAAUGUGAUCUUUUAACUCUCUUAAGUGCCACGAUUUUCUCUAUGUCAAUCUUUGCUUUAAUUUAUUAAGUACGACCAUGACCACACAUAGGUAUUAAGUACCACCAUGACCGCAUACAAGUUCCUCUCAUCCGAAAGUUGCGUUAAUUGUACAUGGUUGUUCCCGGUUACUGACUAAGCUAACUUUGUUGUUCAAUAAUCAAACGAGGUUCGACCUUCAAUUGCCAAAAUAUCUACAAGUUGAGGGUUGGUCGAUACCUGCUUGGAACUCGGAACUUUGAUAUCGCAAUUCAUGCAUUUAGCUGUCCUUUUCACUAAAAUGGAAGUAAUAAUUUGUCCUUGGACCUUGGUCCAUAAAUUGCUCAGCAAAUUAAGCGUUGCAUUGAAGAAAAUGAGAGUUGGGACUGAAGAUUUGAGUUAAAUUCAGAAAGUGAGAUCUUUAAAUGUGCACAAGUUUUUUGUAUGCUUACUGAAUUUUUCUGAUAAAUUUAAUAUUCUAAUUGGGAUGGUUAGUUUUCUUAUUGUAUGUCCGUUGAAUCACACAAGUUAGUGUUCUUGGGGGAUGUCCGAAGUUGGUUUCACUCAAGAUUUUUUUUUUUCAAAAGAUACUGCAUUUCAUGUUGAGCAACUGAUUGUCAUCGGUCAUUGUUGGGAACAACAGAUACCGUUUGUGGGUUUUAAACAGUAAGUUUUUCUCAUGUCGAGCAUAAUACAGCUUUUUUUUCUUUUCUUUUCUUUUUUUGAGAAAAUCUUGGCAAAUAUAUAAAAAAAAGGAAAAUUCUACAAUAAAAUGCAAAAAUGCGAAAUUAAACAUGCAGUAAUAGAAAAUGUGAAAAAAACAACAACAAAUGUGAAAAAAAGUGUGAUUUUUCAUUCUUUUCGAGUUUUUUUUUCGUUUUAUCGUUUUUUCAAGAAGGCAGGUCGUUUUGCAGUUUUAUAUGACAGGCCUAUUUCCGAAGUAUAAAGUGGGUUCUUUUCGAAAAACAUGUUUUCUGUGACUAUGAUCGGGAAGCAAUUUUCUAUACUUUCAAAUGAAACAAAAGACCUGCCCUGGCCUUAAAAUUGUAACAAAUAUUUCAGUUUCCAUUUUCUGUCACUUGUUGAUUUGAAAUUUUGAAUUUGUUCUAUCUGGUCUAAGGAUCAGGUGAGUGUAUAGCUUUCAGUCUGUUGAACUUCCAAUUUUUUGUUAUAAGUGAUGCAGUAGCACUAAAAGAAAAGGACCAAGAAAUGGACGGCAUAGUGGUGAUUAGUGUUGAUUAGUGUGCAUAUCCACUUGACAGAAAAUGUCUAUGUAUCCUCGUGUAUCCCAAGAUUCGGAUAGAGCUGAUUGGACAACUGCUCGUAGCCAAUUUCUUGUUGAACAGUUAAUUGAACAGCUGGUUUAUGGAAACAAAAAUGAUUCUGGAUUUACAAAAGAGGCGUGGAAAUUGGUCUGUGCCUCUUUUAAUAGAAAAUUCAAUUUGAAUUAUACCACUACUCAAGUGAAAAGUCACUUCAAAAUAUUAAGAAAACAGUAUGAACUUGUGAAACUUCUUCGCAAUCAAAGUGGAUUUGGUUGGGAUGAUGUAUAUAAGGUGGUAACUGCUGAUGAAGAUGUGUGGGAGCGAUAUAUUGCUGUCAAUUCUGAUGCAAAAAACUACAGGAACAAAUGUUUCCCCCUCUUUGAUCAAUGUGCAACACUCUUUGAUGCAGGUAAAAAAAUUGGACAUGAAACACUAUCAAUCGUUCGCAAUGAAGAAGCUGCUACUAGAUCCAGCAAUAUGAGUGAAGACAAUGAAGAAGAUGAAGCAAGUUAUGGAAUCGCAAUAACGCCUCAGAUCCCAGUGCAACAUAAGCGUCGAAGUGUCACAUUGUCUAGUCGACGAGAGAGAAGAAUGAAGCAAUCUCCUGAGCUAAGAAUGCCAGUAGCUGUAGAAAACAUUGUUCCAUUUGAUUAUUCCUCUGAUAGUCGAACAGUGCAAAAGUCCACUGCAGCAGCUGAACCAUCUGUGAGAGAUUGCUUGGAAGAGCUUCAGCGUUUGCCUGGUGUAGAUCGAAAAGAUAAAGCGAAGGCAACAAAAAUUUUUAGAGACCCUUUUAAUCGGGUUGCAUUCAUGACAUAUGAUGAAGAUCUUCGUCGUGAGUGGUUGCUUAAUGAACUUGAAACUAUGGAUUAAUCUUUUAAUUUUGGUGAAUGCCUAUUAUACAAAAUACGCAUCUGUUCAGGCUACUGUUGUGCUUACAACAGUGGAUGUUCUCCUGUAAAGAGCUUUACUUUCCUGCAUAUUUUAUUAGCUUUCGAUCUAUAUUUGGUCUUAACUUUAGUGUAAUGCUACCAUCUUUUCAAUCGCUCAUGGUAAGCUUGGCAUUAGCGAAUCGGCAUGACAGCCUAAGAGCCAGAUGUUUUGUAUCACUCUCGUGCCUCCAUCUGUUCUCCACUUUCAUAUUUCAAUCAUAAGUGCAAGAAUUCAAGGAA
Messenger RNA from Nymphaea colorata (pocket water lily), 3173 nucleotides. RefSeq lists its product as uncharacterized. Lineage: Eukaryota; Viridiplantae; Streptophyta; Magnoliopsida; Nymphaeales; Nymphaeaceae. Bases 2002 to 2874 code for a protein of 290 amino acids. The record is from RefSeq and is a predicted model, not a curated record. The transcript has 5 exons.